AUGAACCUUUCUGCAUGUGAACUCCUGUCAGCCUGUCACGAGCUGCAUUGCCGCUAUGGAUGCAUCAUGACCAGAAAUGGCACAUUCUGCUUCUGUGCGGAUGGAUUCGAGGUGGGAGAGGAUGGGCGUAGCUGCAGAGAUCAUGAUGAAUGCACCAUGUACGGGACAUGCAGCCAGACCUGCAUGAACACCUAUGGGUCAUAUCGCUGCAGCUGUACAGAUGGGUACAGCCUGCAGCCGAACAGACACUCCUGCAUAGCCAAACACGAGACCGGUGAAAACCCUGCAGCACUGCUGAUUGGAGGCUCGGAUAAUAUUAUAAUCACAGCCCUAAAUGGAUCCCGCCUGCAAACCCUCAAACAACUGGACUCAAAUGGAACUCAUGGCUUGGAUUUCAACCAUAAAGAGGAAUCAGUAUGCUGGGUCACUUCCUCAGAGUCCUCUGGACAACUCCGGUGUGCCAGGAUGAGGAAAGCAAGUGGUUUCACUAAAGAACAGGAAGUAAAGACAGUCCAGAAUCUCCACGACGUUGAUCAUUUAGCCUUUGACUGGCUCACAGGAAACUUUUACUUCGUGGAUCAAGCAAGCGACAGGAUAUUCGUUUGCAACCAGUACGGAGACACCUGUGUUACGGUGAUAGACCUCGACCUUUUGAACCCUAAAGCAAUCGCUCUGGAUCCUCUAAUGGGGAUGCUCUUCUUCACUGACUACGGGAAUCAAGCCAAACUGGAGCGCUGCAACAUGGAUGGCACCAACAGAACUCGACUUGUGGAUUAUAAGGUUGAGCGGCUGACUGCCGUGGCAUUGGAUCUGGUAAAAAAGUUGGUGUACUGGGCAGACGCAUAUCUGGAUUACAUUGAAAUGGUGGAUUACAAUGGCAAAAACAGACACACUAUCAUCCAGGGAUAUCAAGUGGCCCACCUUCAUGGAUUAGCUGUCUUUGAGGACUACUUGUACGCAACUCGCUCUGAACCCUCCAGUGGAGCAGUGGUAGACAUCUUACGGAUAAAUCGCUUUAAUGUCACAGACCCGGAGACGCUAACCAGCAUAGGAAAUGCAAAAACAAUACGGGUUUACCACAAGCUCAGUCAGCCGAAAGUCAAGGGCCAUGCGUGUGAAGUUGACCCUUAUGGUAAACCAGGAGGAUGCUCGCACAUCUGCCUUCUCAGCGGGAGCUACAAAUCCCGGAGCUGCCGCUGUCGUACCGGAUUCAGCCUGGGAAGUGAUGGGCUGUCCUGCAAAAAACCCAAGAAUGAUCUAUUCCUCUUCUAUGGAAAGGGACGACCUGGGAUAAUCCACGGUCUGGACAUGAAUGUGAAGUCUAGCAAUGAGUACAUGGUUCCUAUUGAGGACUUGGUGAAUCCAAGAGCUCUUGACUAUCAUGCUGAAACAGGAAACAUUUACUUCGCUGAUACUACAAGCUUUUUGAUAGGGCGGCAGAAAGUCGAUGGAAGCAGCCGGGAAACAAUUCUCAAAGAUGAUCUUGAUAAUGUGGAGGGGAUUUCAGUGGAUUGGAUUGGAAAUAAUCUCUACUGGACCAAUGAUGGCUACAGAAAAACCAUCAGCGUGGCUAGGCUGGAGUGGGCAUCUGAAACCAGGAAGACUCUUUUGGAGGGAGACAUGUCUCACCCUAGAGCCAUAGUGGUGGAUCCUCUGAAUAGUUGGAUGUACUGGACAGAUUGGGAAGAGGAUGAGGUGAACGACAGCAUUGGUAGAAUAGAGAAAGCCUGGAUGGACGGUUCCAACAGGAAAAUAUUUGUCACAUCUAACAUGCUAUGGCCCAAUGGACUCACUCUGGAACAUGGAACCAGUACCAUGUACUGGUGUGAUGCCUAUUAUGAUCAUAUUGAGAGAAUCUAUCUCAAUGGGACUGGCAGAAUGGUUGUGUACAGUGGCAGGGAACUCAGUCACCCGUUUGGGAUUGCACAGUACCAAAAUUCCAUCUUCUGGACGGAGUACAUGAACGCCUCCAUCUUCCAGCUGGAUCUGGUCUCUGGUGAAGUCUCUCUGCUGAGGAGUGAACGGCCCCCUCUGUUCGGGCUCCGAGUAUAUGAUGCACAAAGCCAGCUGGGUGACAAUGCCUGCCGGGUGAAUUACGGUGGUUGCGGUACCCUCUGUUUGGCCAUCCCGGGAGGCCGGGUGUGCGCGUGUGCCGACAACCAGCACCUGGACAAGAACAAUAUCACGUGCUCUGACUCUGCAGGUCAAGAGGAGCCCCAGCGGUGCAAAAAUGAUGAGUUUCAGUGCAGGAACUGGCGCUGCAUACGAGUCAAUUGGAUUUGUGAUGGAGAUGAUGACUGUUUAGAUGGCAGUGAUGAGGAGGCCCACAUAUGCUCUAACCACAGUUGCCCGGUUGACCAGUUCAAGUGUCCCAAUAAUCGUUGCAUACCCAAAAGGUGGCUUUGUGACGGAGCCAAUGACUGUAGAGAUAACGAAGAUGAGUCUAAUAAAACAUGCUCAGCCCAGCCAUGUCGGGCUGGUCAGUUCACCUGUGGUAAUGGUCGCUGUGUACCAGAAGCGUGGCGCUGUGAUCAAGAUGAUGACUGUGGAGACAUGUCAGACGAGUCCACUUCCUGUGCGUUUCCUACCUGCGAUGCUCUCAGCCAGUUCAGCUGCGCUAAUGGGAGGUGCAUUAGCAUGAAGUGGCAUUGUGACUCAGAUGAUGACUGUGGAGACAACAGUGAUGAGGCGGGCUGCGUCCACUCCUGUGCUAAUGGUCAGUAUAAGUGCACCAGCGGCCGGUGUAUCCCAGACCACUGGGCCUGUGACGGGGACAACGACUGCGGGGACUUCAGUGAUGAAAAUGUGACUUGUGCUGGUGUUGCCCCUGCUUUGCCUCCUGUGGAAUGCAGUGGAGAGGAGUUUCACUGCCGUGCUGAUGGGACCUGCAUCCCCGAGCGCUGGCGCUGCGAUGGGGAUAAAGACUGCGAAGACGGCAGUGAUGAAACAAACUGCAAAGGCGUCAAGAGAAUGUGUGAUCCCCAGGCAAAGUUUACCUGCAAAAGCUCAGGGAAGUGUAUCAGCAAGAGCUGGGUGUGUGACGGCGACAAUGACUGUGAAGACCGCUCGGAUGAAGAAUCGUGUGAGUCCUCCAUCUGUAAGCCCCCCACUCAGCCCUGUGCUAAUGACUCCAGCACCUGCCUGCCCCCCAACAAGAUCUGCGAUGGGAGAAACGACUGUGCUGACCAUUCCGAUGAGGGUCCUUUCUGUGGAAAAUGUUUGCAAGGUAAUGGGGGCUGCAGUCACCAGUGUGCAGUGAUCCCCAGCAAAGGGGUGGUGUGUUCAUGUCCCACUGGACUCCAUCUUGGCUCUGACAACCGAACAUGCGAGACAGUGGACUACUGCUCUGCUCACCUGAAAUGCAAUCAGAUAUGCGAACAGCAUAAGACCACUGUCAAGUGCUCCUGUUAUCCUGGCUGGAGACUUGAUCCAGAUGGAGAGAGCUGCCACAGCACAGAUCCCUUUGAGGCUUUUGUUAUCUUCUCUAUCCGGCAUGAGAUCAGACGAAUCGACCUUCAUAAACGUGACUACAGCCUACUCGUUCCCGGCCUGCGGAACACCAUCGCUCUCGACUUCCACUUCAACCACAGUUUGCUUUACUGGACCGACGUGGUGGAGGAUAAGAUCUAUCGGGGAAAGCUCUCAGAGACCGGAGGUGUGACCGGGGUCGAGGUUGUGAUUCAGCAUGGUUUGGCCACCCCAGAGGGACUCGCAGUGGAUUGGAUUGCAGGAAACCUUUACUGGAUAGACAGCAACUUGGAUCAGAUUGAGGUGGCCAAGCUGAAUGGCGAAAUGAGAACGACUUUGAUUGCCGGUGGCAUGGAGCACCCACGAGCGCUGGCUAUAGACCCAGGACAGGGCAUUCUUUUCUGGACCGACUGGGAUGCCACUUUUCCUCGGAUUGAGGCAACGUCAAUGAGUGGAAGUGGAAGACAUGUUGUGUAUAAGGACAUGGAGAUUGGAGCCUGGCCUAAUGGACUCACGCUAGACCAUCAGGAAAGGAGAAUAGUGUGGACAGAUGCUCGCUCAGAUGCAAUAUAUUCAGCCCUGUAUGAUGGCACGGGGGUCAUCGAGAUCCUCAGGGGGCACGAGUACCUGUCACACCCGUUCGCUGUGUCUCUCUUUGGAGGUGGUGUGUACUGGACAGACUGGAGAACCAACACUUUAGCCAGAGCGAAUAAAUGGACUGGCCGCAAUGUAACUGUGAUCCAAAAGACAAGUGCCCAGCCAUUUGAUCUGGAGAUAUAUCAUCCUAGCAGACAACCUCAAGCUUCAAACCCGUGCGAGGGAAACGAUGGAAGAGUCCCUUGCUCCCACCUUUGUCUCAUUGAUUACAACCGCACGGCGUCUUGUUCAUGUCCUCAUCUCAUGAAGCUUUCCCUCCACAACCGCUCUUGUGUGGCCCUGAAGAAGUUCCUGUUGUAUGUGAGGCGAUCUGAGAUCCGUGGAGUGGAUAUCGAUAAUCCGUACAUGAACGUCAUGACUGCUUUGACUGUUCCUGACAUCGAUGAUGUCACUGUGGUGGAUUACGACGCUCUUGAGGAAAGGAUAUACUGGGCGGACGUUAAGACUCAAACAAUAAAACGUGUCUUUAUCAAUGGAACAGGCCUUCAAACUGUCAUUUCUGGAGAUAUUCAAAACUGCCGUGGGCUGGCAGUAGAUUGGCUUUCAAGGAAUAUGUAUUGGCUGAGCUCUGAGAACGAGGAGACGCAGAUCAAUGUUGCCCAACUAGACGGAUCUCUAAAAACCUCAGUCAUCCAUGGGAUUGACAAACCAAAGUGUCUGACUGUGCACCCAGCCAAAGGAAAAAUCUACUGGACCGAUGGAAACACAAUAAAUGUAGCCAAUAUGGAUGGAAGCAAUAGGAAGGUUCUUCAUCAAAAUCAGAGAGAACCAGUUGGACUUUCAAUUGACUUUCCCGCUGGGAAGAUGUAUUGGAUCAGUUCUGCUAAUGGUACUAUCAACAGGUGCAAUCUGGACGGUAGUGGCUUUGAGGUCAUUGAAAGCAUGAAGAGGGACUUAACUAAAGCCACGGCUCUAGCAGUCAUGGGUGGCAAGCUGUGGUGGGCUGAUGACGAUCUGGCUCAGCUGGGAACGGUCGCCAAACGGGAUGGACGUAACCCGGCAGUGCUGCGCAAUAAGACCAGCGGAGUGGUACACAUGAAGGUGUAUGACAGAGAUGGUCAGAAAGGUAGGAAUGCCUGUCAGUUGAAUAAUGGCGGUUGCUCGCAGCUCUGUCUGCCCACAUCUGAAAACACACGCACAUGUGCCUGCACCAUUGGCUACAACCUGCGCAGUGACCGUCUCUCCUGUGAAGGCCUGAGUUCUUUUCUGAUGUACUCUUUUCAUGAGGGGAUACGUGGAAUCGCUCUGGAUCCUGGUGACCACGCCGAGACACUGAUGCCCAUCAGCGGCACCUUGUUUGCCGUUGGCGUGGACUUUCAUGCAGGCAAUGAUACAAUUUACUGGACAGACAUGGGAUUAAACCGGAUCUCAAGAGCCAAGAGGGAUCAGACAUGGAGGGAAGACAUUAUCACGCUUUGCUUACCAAGGCUGCAUAUAUUUGGUAACCUUUACUGGACAGACCAUGGCCUCAACCUCAUUGAAAUUGCUCGUCUGAAUGGUCUCUACCGGUCAGUUGUAAUAUCAGAAGGGCUGGACCAGCCAAGAGCCAUUGCAGUGCAUCCACAGAGAGGUUAUUUAUUCUGGACCGAGUGGGGGAAGAAUCCUUGCAUAGGUCGGGCACGACUGGAUGGUUCAGACCAAGUGACCCUGGUCAGUUCUGGCAUCGCCUGGCCGAAUGGAAUCACCAUCGACUAUGAGGAAAAUAGAUUAUAUUGGUGUGACGCCCGGACCGACAAGAUAGAAAGGAUCAACCUUGAAACCGGGGAGGGCCGAGAGAUUGUACUGUCAGCCGCCAAUGUGGACCUGUUCUCCGUGGCUGUGUUCGGGGCUUACAUCUACUGGUCUGACAGAGCCCACGCCAAUGGAUCGAUCCGGCGCGGAUUCAAGAGCGAUGCCACCGACACCGUCACAAUAAGAAGUGGUCUUGGCGUCAACCUGAAGGACGUGAAAGUGUUUAACAAAGGCCGGGAGAAAGGCACUAACCCGUGUGCGAGAAGCAAUGGAGGUUGUCAGCAGCUGUGUUUUCACCUGGGCAGCGGAAGAAGGACUUGUUCCUGUGCUCAUGGGUACUUAGCCGAAGAUGGCUUUGCUUGCCAAAGAUAUGAGGGCUAUCUUCUGUACUCUGAAAGGACCAUCUUGAAAAGCAUCCACCUGUCUGACGAGAGCGAUCUUAACUCCCCUCUCCAACCUUUUGAGAAUCCAGACUACUUCAAGAACGUCAUCGCUCUGGCAUUUGAUUAUCGGCAGCAGACCUCGCACCACAACCGCAUAUUCUUCAGCGACAUCCAUUUUGGGAAUAUUCAGAUGAUCAAUGAUGAUUGGUCUGGAAGACAAGUCAUAGUUGAAAAUGUGGGUUCGGUUGAGGGCUUGGCUUAUCACCGUGCCUGGGACACGAUUUACUGGACUAGCUCCACCACCUCAAGCAUCAGCAGAUACACAGUAGACCAGAGCCGACAAGGAGCUUUCACCAGGCAAGCCGUUGUCACCAUGUCUGAGGAUGACCAUCCCCACGUCUUGGCCCUGGAUGAAUGUCAAAACCUCAUGUUUUGGACCAAUUGGAACGAGCAGCGCCCCAGUAUCAUGCGCUCCACUCUUGCAGGGAAUAACAUGAAAGUCAUCAUUAGCACAGAUGUAUUCACUCCUAACGGACUCAUAAUUGACCAUAAAGCGGAAAAGCUGUAUUUCUCAGACGGCAGCCUGGGCAAAAUUGAACACUGUGAAUAUGACGGCUCCCACAGACAUGUGAUUGUAAGGUCAGGAGCUGGCACAUUUUUUGGACUUGCUAUCCACGGAAACUACAUUUUUUGGUCUGACUGGACUCGGCGGGCUGUGCUGCGAACCAACAAGUUCACAGGAGGAGAUACUAAAGUUCUCAGGGCUGAUAUUCCCCACCAGCCAAUGGGAAUUAUAGCAGUUGCCAAAGACACUAAUAAUUGCGAGCUAUCUCCAUGCAGGGUUCUGAAUGGUGGCUGUGGUGACCUCUGUCUCCUUACUCCAGAUGGCACAGUCAACUGCAGCUGCCGAGGAGAGCGGAUACUGCUCGAUGACAACAGAUGUGUGUCAAAAACGUCCUCUUGCAACAUCCACACUGAGUUUGAGUGUGGAAAUGGGGAAUGUAUAGACUACCAGCUAACAUGUGAUGGAAUUGCCCACUGCAAAGACAAGUCAGAUGAGAAAAUGCAAUAUUGUGACAACAGGAGCUGCCGAAAGGGUCACCGUCCUUGCUACAACAGGCGUUGUGUGGCUAACAAUCGCUUUUGUGAUGGAAUGGACGACUGUGGAGACAACUCAGAUGAGGCAUUUUGUAACAAUGUCACGUGUGCUGCAUCUGAGUCAUCCUGUCAAGAUGGAACUUGCAUACCAAUAUCCUCCUGGUGCAACCAGGUCAUCGACUGCGCCGAUGCCUCGGAUGAAAAGAACUGCAAUCACACAGAUUGUGCAGACUUUUACAGGAUGGGAGUUGCAGAAAAGGUCUUUGUCAGUUGUAACAGCACCUCACUGUGUGUUCACCAUUCGUGGCUGUGCGAUGGAGCCAAUGACUGCGGAGAUUACGCCGACGAGAGGAACUGUCAGGUCUCCCACGGGCAGAAAUGUGCAGAAGGCCACUUCGCCUGCCCCAGCGGGAACUGCAUCUCCAGCGUGUGGCUUUGUGAUGGGCAGAAGGAUUGUGAAGAUGGUGCAGAUGAGUUCCAGUGUGACUCCUCCUGUCUGUGGAACCAGUUUGCUUGUUCGAAAAACAAGUGCAUAGCAAAGCAGUGGCUCUGUGAUGGUGAAGACGACUGUGGAGACAGGGUGGACGAGAGCGUGGAUCUCUGCGGCUCGGUGACCUGCGCCCCAGGGUUAUUCAGUUGUCCAGGCUCGUACGCAUGCGUCCCCAAGCGCUGGUUGUGUGACGGGGAGAGAGACUGUCCCGAUGGCAGCGAUGAGCUCGCAGCGGCCGGCUGUGCUCCAAAUAACACAUGUGAUGAGAAUUCCUUCAGAUGCCUUAACAAAGGCUGCAUUCCAAAACGCUUUGUUUGUGACCAUGAUGACGACUGCGGAGAUGGCUCGGAUGAAUCGGUUGAAUGUGUGUACCGCUCAUGUGGGCCAGAUGAGUUCCGCUGUGCUGAUGGCCGAUGCCUUCUCAGCGCCCAGUGGGAGUGUGAUGGUUACCCAGACUGCCCUGACCACUCUGAUGAGCUGCCCCUCAACCUCAAAUGCCUGGCUGCCGAGAGCUUAUGCAACAGUUCAUUUUUCAUGUGCUCAAAUGGCCGCUGUAUAUCUGAGAAGAGUUUAUGUGACCUGAAAGAUGACUGUGGAGAUCGCUCAGAUGAGAAAAACUGCAAUGUCAAUGAAUGUCUCAACCGUCGUGUCAGCGGCUGUACGCAGGAUUGCCAGGACUUACCAGUGGGAUACAAGUGUAAGUGCUGGCCGGGAUUUCACCUGAAGAAUGAUGGGAGAACAUGUGCUGACAUUGACGAAUGCUCCACCACGCUACCCUGCAGCCAGAACUGCACCAACACUUACGGUUCCUUUAAGUGUUUUUGUGUAGACGGCUAUGAAGCUUCUAGAAAAGACCCCAACAGCUGCAAGUCUCUUUCAGCUGAAGAGCCCUUUCUUAUACUUGCUGAUCUUCAUGAAAUCAGAAAAUUAAGUGUCGAUGGGUCCAAUUACACUCUUCUGAAACAGGGCCUUAACAACAUUAUCAGCUUGGAUUUUGACUACAAGAAGGAGUUCAUUUACUGGAUUGACUCUAGCAGACCCAGCGGCCGGAGGAUAAACAGAAUUCGCCUUAAUGGCAGUGACCUCAAGAUUGUUCACAGAACAGCUGUGCCAAGUGCGCUUGCUGUGGACUGGAUUGGGAAGAACUUGUACUGGUGCGACGUGGAGAGAAAGACGCUGGAAAUGUCCAAAUCCAACGGUUUAUACCCCACUGUCUUAGUGAGCUCUGGCCUGAAGAACCCAACGGACUUGGCUCUGGAUGCUCAAACCGGGUAUGUGUUCUGGAUUGACUGCUGUGAAAACCCUCACGUCGGUCGAGUUGGCAUGGACGGCCAAGGCCAGAGCGCUAUUGUGAACAAAGAAAUCUACAGCCCCUCAGCUCUGACCAUUGACUACACAAACAAGAGAAUCUACUGGGCUGAUGAUAAUCACAUCUUUUUUGCCAACAUGGACGGUUCUCAGAGGCAACGGGUUCCUCAUGACCACAUCCAGGGUGUAAUGGGGCUCACGCUGUUCGAGGACUUCAUUUAUUGGACUGACGGGAAGUCCAAAUCUCUCCGUCGAGCUCAUAAGACCACCGGUGCUAAUGCUGUCGAGCUCCUGAAUUCAUGGCAAGCCAUUAAGUCUGUCAUUGUCUACCACCCACUGCGCCAACCUGAAGUCCCCAAACACCAGUGUCAAGUGGCCAAUGGAGGCUGUAGCCACUUGUGCUUACUCUCUCCUGGUGGAGGUCACAAAUGCGCCUGCCCGACUAACUUCUACUUGGCUGCCGAUAACAAAACGUGCCUGUCCAACUGCACAGCCAGCCAGUUCCGCUGUGGAACGGAUGAAUGCAUCCCAUUCUGGUGGAAAUGUGAUACGGUAGAUGACUGCGGUGAUGGGUCUGAUGAGCCUGCGGAUUGUCCGGAAUUCAAAUGCCAGCCUGGGCGUUUUCAGUGUGGCACUGGCCUUUGUGCCUUACCUCCCUUCAUCUGCGAUGGAGAGAAUGACUGCGGGGACAACUCAGAUGAGGCCAACUGUGAUACAUACAUCUGUCUGUCAGGCCAGUUCAAGUGCACCCGAAAGCAGAAGUGUAUACCAUUAAAUCUUCGCUGCAACGGACAGGACGACUGUGGGGAUGGAGAGGACGAGACAGACUGCCCUGAGAGCACAUGUUCUCCAGACCAGUUCCAGUGCAAGGCCACCAUGCAUUGCAUCUCAAAGCUCUGGGUGUGCGACGAAGACCCAGACUGUGCUGACGGCUCUGACGAGGCCAAUUGUGAUGAAAAGACCUGCGGACCUCAUGAAUUUCGCUGUGAGAAUAACAACUGCAUCCCGGACCACUGGAGAUGUGACAGCCAGAAUGACUGCGGAGACAACUCCGAUGAGGAGCAUUGCAAGCCAGUGACCUGUAAUCAUAAGGAUUUUGCCUGCAUCAGUGGGGACUGUAUCUCAGCACGCUUCCGUUGCGAUGGUGACUAUGACUGUGCUGAUAAUUCAGAUGAGAAGGAUUGCGAGACUCACUGUACAGAGGAUCAAUUUCAAUGCCACAACAAUCUCUGCAUCUCCCGCAAAUGGUUGUGCGAUGGCCAGGAAGACUGUAAGACAGGGGAAGAUGAGAGAAAUUGCCUCGGAACAGUGCUUCCUUCCUGCUCUCUAAAUGAGUAUGUGUGCGCCAGCGGAGGUUGUGUGUCUGCCAGCCUGAGGUGUGAUGGACAUGACAACUGUCUGGACAGUUCUGAUGAGAUGGACUGUGUCAAGGAGUGCAGAGAAGAUGAGUUUCUGUGCAAAAACCAUGCUCACUGCAUCCCUAAACGAUGGCGCUGCGAUGACGUGUUCGAUUGUGUGGAUCACAGCGAUGAGGAGAACUGUGGUCAUGAUGCUUCCUUCUGUCGCCCUGACGAGUUCAUCUGCAACAACACCCUGUGUAAGCUGCAUGUGUGGGUGUGUGAUGGUGAGGACGACUGCGGAGACAACUCUGAUGAAGACUCCGAGAUGUGCGCCAAACUACCUUGUCCUCCAGCAAGGCCAUAUCGCUGCAGAGAUGACAGAGUGUGUCUACGGCUUGAUCAGAUCUGUAACAAUGUGGAUAACUGUGGGGACAACUCAGAUGAAGAUGAAUGUGAGCCUGUGUCAUCUAGGCCCAAGCCCUGUGGGAAGGCAGAGUUUACCUGUAGUAAUCGUAAAUGUAUACCCGCACAACUGCAGUGCGACCUGUUUGAUGACUGUGGAGAUGGAGGAUCAGAUGAACAGGACUGCAAGGCUUCUUCAAAUGGAGACAUAUGUGGAAAGAGGAUGAAUCCAUGUGGGGAGGAUGCAGUGUGCAAUCAUACAAACACAAAUGCAAUUUGCCACUGCAAACCUGGCUUUCAGAGAAAUCUCAGAAGCAGAAAGUGUGAAGAAAUCAAUGAGUGUCUUAAUUUUGGCACUUGCUCUCACUAUUGUACCAACACAAAAGGAUCAUACAAAUGUACAUGUGACAAAAAUUAUAAGGAUAUGAAUGGUAGCUGCAUAGCAAAAGGACCAGAAGAUCGAGUGCUCUACAUAGCUAAUGACACUGAAAUCCGAAGUUUUGUGUAUCCAUUUAACCAGAGCCAUGGACACAAAGUACAUGCUCGCAUCGAGGAAAAUGCCCGCAUCAUUGGGAUGGAUGCUCUGUAUCACCAACAAAAGUUUAUCUGGGCUACUCAGUUUAAUCCCGGUGGACUUUUUUACAAAGAUAUCCUAAACAGGAGUCAAACUAAAACAAAUGUUGGCAUCAUAUGUCCAGACUUUCGCAGACCCAGAGAUGUAUCAGCUGACUGGGUGACUGGAAAUAUCUACUGGACAGACCACUCUAGGAUGCACUGGUUCAGUUAUUACACCGCUCACUGGACCAAGCUUAGAUACUCUAUUAAUGUGGGACAACUCAAGGGACCCAACUGCACCCGUCUGAUAACUGACAUUGCAGGAGAGCCUUACGCCAUUACUGUCAAUCCAGUCAAAGGGAUGAUGUAUUGGUCAGUAAUAGGCGACCACUCACACAUAGAGGAGAGUGCGAUGGAUGGCUCCAUGCGUAGAGUGCUACUGGAUAAGAACCUUAGGAGACCCACAGGGUUGGCGAUUGAUUACUUCAGCCAGCGUGUGUAUUGGGCCGAUGCCGAGCUCUCUGUCAUUGGCAGUGUCCAUUUCGAUGGCUCAGACCCAUUGGUGGUAAUCGAUGGCAAGCAAGGAAUAUCACAACCAUACAGAAUAGACAUUUUUGAGGAUUACAUUUAUGGAACAGGACUAAAAAAUGAAGUUUUCAGAAUCCAGAAAUAUGGCAAAAAAUCAAUUGAACCUCUUGACUUGGGUUUUGAAAAAACAACAAAUGUCCUGAUCUCUCAUCGUUUCAAGCAGCAGGAUGUGGCCAAUCCCUGUCUACGGAUGACCUGCGAUUUUAUGUGCUUGCUCAAUCCAUCCGGGGCCAGCUGCACCUGUCCAGAGGGGAAGACCUUGGUCAAUGGCUCUUGUAUUGACCCCAUUGUCUCAGGUGAGUUGUGCCGACCUGCCUGUGAGAAUGGAGGACGUUGCAUGGCCAAUGAAAAAGGAGACUGGCGCUGUUACUGCUGGCCUAAUUUCUCUGGGGAACGUUGUGAAGUCAACCAUUGUACAGAUUACUGCUUAAACGGAGGCACGUGCACUGGCUCACCUCUUGGGAAACCUACUUGCCGCUGCGUGACAGGCUUCACUGGCCCUAACUGUGAGAGGCGGGUCUGUGAUAAUCACUGUCUGAAUGGAGGCACGUGUGACGUAAGCCUUGGAAACCAGCCAGAGUGUCGCUGCUUGGCAGAGUACACGGGUGACCGCUGUCUUUAUCACAUCUGUCAUCACCACUGCGUCCAUUCCCAGGCCUGCACACUGUCCAGCUCCGGACACGUUGAAUGCGUGUGCCCGCCUCGCUAUGAAGGCAUCAAGUGUGAUGUCGACAAGUGCCUACGGUGCCAUGGAGCACCAUGUAUCAUUAAUGGAGAUACAGGAGAUGUGGCUUGCAACUGUACCAGUGGUCGAAUCGCCUCCAGCUGCCAGUUGUGUGAUGGCUACUGCUAUAACGGAGGCACCUGUCAUCUGGACCCCGACACCAGCCUACCCUUCUGCCACUGCACGGCAGGGUUCAAGAACCAGCGGUGCGAUGAGCUGGCCAAUCCCUGCGAUUACUACUGUCAGAAUGAAGGAAUAUGCACAAUAACUGCCCUUAACAAACCUCGAUGCAAAUGCUCAGCUAAUUGGUCGGGGACGCAGUGCGAGAGGCCGGCCCCCAAGAGCAGCCGCUCCGAUAACACAGCUGGAGGAAGUAUAGCUAUCAUUGUGCCAUUGGUCCUGCUGGUCAUUUUGAUUGCUUCGGUGGUUACAGGUGUGUGCAUCUGCAGAAGACGACAAAGGGGGAAACGUGUACAACGGCAGCCCAUAACUAAUGGAGGCAUUAAUGUGGAGAUAGGCAAUCCAUCCUACAACAUGUAUGAGGUGGACCAUGACAACCACGCAGAUGCCGGAAGCCUUCUCAAACCAAAUUUCACACUUGAUCCCCACAAGGGCUGGUGUGUAAAAUCCAGUGACCCUUGCACGCUGAAUAUUCACUCUGUCCCAAAGGAAGUAAUACCUGGACAGCCAAUUAACUACUCCAAUCCGAUGUAUGCGAAGAUGUACCUCGAUGGUCAGAACUGUCGCAAACCAGUCAUCAACAUUGACGAAAGGAGAGAGCUACUCCCAAAGAAACUUGAGGGGACGAUUCGAGAAACCGCCGCAUAGCCUGACUACACUUUGUACUCUUUUUUUACUUAAAUGUACAAAAUGUAUAAAACACGAGGAAAACAA
This is a messenger RNA of Sinocyclocheilus rhinocerous, 13638 nucleotides long. Its product is annotated as low-density lipoprotein receptor-related protein 1B-like. The record is from RefSeq and is a predicted model, not a curated record. Gene Ontology annotation, biological process: receptor-mediated endocytosis. The transcript is spliced from 90 exons. Gene Ontology annotation, molecular function: calcium ion binding; protein binding; hormone binding. Lineage: Eukaryota; Metazoa; Chordata; Actinopteri; Cypriniformes; Cyprinidae. The coding region runs from base 1 to 13572 and encodes 4523 amino acids. Gene Ontology annotation, cellular component: apical plasma membrane; plasma membrane; signaling receptor complex.